AACGGGAAUUCCAAAGGGACCCCCACCUCACGCCACAUCUAACAUUUCUCUCCUCGACUCGGCGUCGUCUCCAAAAUUCCCCAUCUCCCUUGCCUCCGGCGAACCCUUGCUCCCUCCCUUCCACGGCGGCGAAGCUCUCAACAUGGCGGAUGCACGGGGAGAGGCUUCCGGCGGGGACAAGGCCACGCGCCCGUCGCGCCUCCGCGUCGUACGCCCGGACGUCCAGGAAGUCCUCAAGAGCCCUCGCCGUAGCCGCCCUAAGAAGCAGCAGCCUCCGCCUCCGCCCCAGCCCCCGCCGCCAAGGAAGCAGAAGCAGGUAAAGGAGAAGAAAGACCGGGGGAAGGAGAAGGAGAAGGAGAAAGAGAAGGGAGAGGAGGAGCAAUUCGAUCCCGUGCGGUACAAUUGCGCCUUCCAGCACGAGGACGAAGGGAGCCGCGACUUCGCGCCGCCGGAGCUUGUUUGGGGUAAGGUGCGGAGCCACCCAUGGUGGCCCGGCCAGGUCUUCGACGCUGCUGACGCGUCCGAGGUCGCGCUGCAGCACCGGAAGGCCGGCGCCCCGCUUGUCGCCUAUUUCUGGGACAGGACCUUCGCUUGGAGCGACGGCUCCGCGCUGCUCCCCUUCCACGCCAACUUCACGCGGUUGUCCGCCCAGAGCUCCAUGUCCGGCUUCGUCUCCGCCGUCGACGCCGCGCUGCAGGAGGUUGGGCGACGCGUGGAAGCUGGCCUCUCGUGCAGUUGUUUCGCUUCCAGUGUUGCCACCAGGCAGGAGGUUCAGAACUCUGGCAUCCGGCAAGGAGCCUAUGGUGCAGCGGUAGACGCCUCGUAUAUGAGGGACGCCUUCCAAGGCAAAGCAUUUCUGAACUACAUCUCAGCACUGGGAAGGAGGCCGCUGGCUGGCGCUGAUCUUCUUGACCUUGCCACUGCCAGAGCGCAGCUGAGGGCGUUCAACCGAUCAAGGGGUUCAAGGGAUCUCCCUGAGUUUGUGACGUUCGAGGGUAUUGAGGAGUUUGCGGUGGCGAUCCCACGCACAAAAGGGCAAAGGAUGAACAAGAGUGGUGAGUCUGAUGUUCCGACCAAGGACAAUAAAUCCAGGCAUGCUGGGAGUUCAUCGCACAGGAAACAGACUUUACCGGAAGCUAUGGAGGAGGACAGCGGUGGAGGCGCAACAGAUGAUACAUUGAGUAGCAAGGGGAAAAGGUCAAAGCACAUGAAGAGUUCAGAGAAGAAGAAGAAAAUAGGCAUUUCCAAAGAUUCAGGUGGACUCGAUACAGCUGAUGUUGUUGAGGGCAAAACACCAGCCAACAAGACAGUGGAUGGUAUUUCGAGCAUGAGCAAAUCUGGGCGCACGCUAAGAUCCAUGCGCAAGAAGGAAGAUGCCUUGGAGGGUUUGAAAAGGCUGGGAAAUGAAGAUAGUGAUGAAACCUUAACAGGGAAAAGCAAAGAUGCCCCUUUGCUUAAAGAAAGCAAGCUGAUGCAUAGAACGAGCUCUGCACGCAAGAGGAGUAAAAUUACAGACCAUGGGCAUGAAGUUGAAGAUCUCAGUGUGAACAAUUCCGCUUCGAUUGGCAAGAGAAGGUCGGGGCGUGCUGAAAUGAGCAAUAGAGUGCCCAUCUCCGAGCAUGGUAGGAAGAAGAAGAAACUUUCUGAACUUAUGGCAGAGACAGGCAGUCCUAAUUCUGCAUCUGAUGGCAAGAGCAAGACUCGAGGGAAGCGUUCUUCGCAUGAAUCAACUGAGAAAGCUGAGGAUCCUGAUCGUGACUCCAAGGAUACGAUGAAGGCUAGGAAAAGAAAGAAGCUCAAUACAUUGGGGGAUUUGUCUUCCCAGUCAGAGCCUUCCUGUCAUAAGAAGUCCACAAAGGUUGGGAAACUGAUGACCAAAGCUUCUGGGAGCAGCAUAUCACAUACACCACCUGCUGUCAAAGCUAAUGGUGCAGCGUCUCAGACAAAAUCACGCAGAGCUAAACACAAGCUAGUAAAUGCUGCAGACAAGUCUCCACGUCCUGUGAAGGUGGAUCGGGGCAAGAAAGAAGCCUUUAGUGAGGAGUCUCUAUCUUGCGAUGAAAUGCUAUGGCAGCUCUCAGUAGCUGCAUGUGAUCUUAAGCAGCGAGAGAAAAUCGUCCCCACAAGUGUUAACUUCUUUACUGAUUUUAGGAACAACUUGACGGUUUCUAGUUCUGAUGUCAAUGAGGAGGUACCUGAGAAGGCAGCUAACAUUGAAUCCACUCCUUCUGAACAGCCUCUUGCUGAUCAUAUGAAGGAUGACUAUUGGGCUGACAUUCUCAUUAAUGUGGAGGAGCCACUGUCUAGCCUCAAAAAGAAGAAAGAUGAGAGUAAGAAAAGAACAAGCAAGAAGGCACAUCAGGUCAAGAAACUUACUGAUACUCCAUCAGUGACUCUGGAAAAUGCAGAUGAGCCAAGAAGUGAAGGCAAAGAAGAUACAGAGAAUGGGGAACAACUUAAGGCCGAAAGCAAACCGGUGGUCGCAAAUGGGUCUCGACUGAACACUGGAACCAAAUCUGCUGAAGAAAUGGAACAUAGCAAUGGCGUGCUGGCUGGGCUGGUGCUGCACUUCAGCGGGCCAAGAGCUGUUCCAUCACGCAGUGACCUUAUCAAGAUUUUUAGUCAAUACGGGCCUGUUAGCGAAGCCAAGGCAGAGAUUGCAAACAAUGCCAACUCUGCUCAGGUGAUCUUCAAGAGGCGCAUGGAUGCUGAGGCAGCGUUUGCAGGCGCUGGGAAAAUCAGUGCCCUUGGACCAGCCCUUGUCAGCUUUCGACUCACCGACUUCCCAGCUGUUGCUUCAGGAAAUGAACCUUCGCAUGGUGCAUCAAAGAAAUGAACCCUAAGCUGUAGAAGCUGUUGCAUAACCAAUGAGGUCAACAAGAUGAGGGAGUUAGAGGUAAAGGUAUACUAAGUGGUAGCUAGCUUGUUGCAGAAUUAAGCAUUCAUAGGAACAGCGAUCGCAUCUAUGUUUUCCAGUGUUGUGAAGUGUCAUAUACUCUUGCGUCAUUGUACGCUGCGGACCAGAUCAGACAGUUACCAAUAGGUGUUGUAAAAACAUGUUUUAAAGCUGUUCUUUUUACUUUGUUUCUUAAUCCGAGCACUGGAUUCUGAUGUGGGUGCAAGCAUAUCUUUGUAUUGUUUGGUGGAUA
This is a messenger RNA of Setaria italica (foxtail millet), 3149 nucleotides long. RefSeq lists its product as uncharacterized. Bases 143 to 2836 code for a protein of 897 amino acids. NCBI's taxonomy places the organism in Eukaryota, Viridiplantae, Streptophyta, Magnoliopsida, Poales, Poaceae. The record is from RefSeq and is a predicted model, not a curated record. The transcript has 3 exons.